Molecule: messenger RNA, 573 nt
Organism: Trichechus manatus latirostris (Florida manatee)
Lineage: Eukaryota; Metazoa; Chordata; Mammalia; Sirenia; Trichechidae
Gene: RPP21
Product: ribonuclease P/MRP subunit p21
Biological process (GO): tRNA processing
Cellular component (GO): nucleolar ribonuclease P complex
Source: RefSeq, a predicted model, not a curated record
AUGGAAGAGAUUCUGCAGACAUGUACGCCCGGGGCCAGGAGAGCCGAGGGGUGGAGCCUGCGAACUGACCGGCUUGGGGUGCCAGCUCCCGGGAAGGCUGGGCCGGUGAAGAAGCGCGAGGCCUUCCAGAGAGUAAGCUUCUUGUACCAGGCCGCCCACUGCGUCGCGCCGGACCCUAAGAACCAGGCUCUGGCGAGGUUUUAUUGCCACACGGGGAGGACAAUUGCAAAGCCGCUCGUCCUACCGCGGGACCCUUCGGUGAAGAGGACCCUCUGUCGUGGCUGCUCUUCCCUUGUCAUCCCGGACCUGACCUGCACCCAGCGCCAGAGACAUGACCACAAGGGACAGCGCUGGACAGUAUAGACCUGCCUAACAUGCCAGUGCAGCCAACGAUUCCUCAGUGAUCCCAGUCAUCUGCUCUGGGGAGACCGGCCUGAAGCCCAGCUGGCAACAGAGACAGAUCCCAAACCACCACAGCCCCUGCCAAGCACAGGUCACCUCAUUCCAGAGGAGAAAGUGCAACCUAGAGCCCCAUCACCAGUGAUGAAUUCAUCCUGUCUACCAAAGAAAUAA